This is a messenger RNA of Theileria annulata, 1743 nucleotides long. RefSeq lists its product as uncharacterized. The coding region runs from base 1 to 1743 and encodes 580 amino acids. The record is from RefSeq and is a predicted model, not a curated record. Lineage: Eukaryota; Apicomplexa; Aconoidasida; Piroplasmida; Theileriidae. The transcript has 3 exons.
AUGGUAUUACAUCAGGCAACUGGUUUAGAAUUAAUGGAUACAGAUAUAAUAACAAGUGAUUCGAGUACAGAAAGUGAUGUAGCACUUGAUACUUGUGACCCUGAAGUCGAUUUUGACUUUGUAGAAGUGGCGAAACUGGUACCACUAAGACUAAGCAUGAUUGAGCGUAAGCUCAUGCGUCUUCUGGAUAGUACUUUGACGAUUUCUGAGUAUACUGACAAGGUGGAUGUAAUUUCAGGCGUUAGUAAAAACAGAAUAAUUCUACGUGAAACUAAGGAGAUCUUCUCUGUGUUAACUGCUUUGGCAGUGGCUUACAAUUAUGACGCAGGAAAGAAGUUACUAAAUGAACAAGAUUACUAUAGUAAUCGAGAGUUUUUUUGUAAUAUCUUUGAAAUUGGCCGUAGGUACAAAAUCCUUAACCCGGACAAAAUGCGUUCAUCUUAUGGGAAAUUAAUAUACUUUUUAAUGGAUACUCAGAAGCCAGAAAUUAAAGAAAUACUCAAUUUCAAUACGGUAGUACCAGUUAAUACUGUCUAUUCCUUCUUACAAAAUAAGAAAAAUGGUCUUAAAUUACUCAAUGAUCCAAAUCUCAAACAUGCCAUACAAUGUAUAAUACCGGAAAAUAAGAAUCGUAAUGAGAUAGAUAAAGAAAUACGUAAGAAAGAAGAAGCGAUAAAAUAUUUAGUGAAUAAAUAUUGUACAGUACAAUCAGUAGGUCAAAGGAUGUUGAAUUUUUCAUUUUUACAUCGUAACUUUUAUUCAAAGAUUACCGGAUCAGAUGAUGAAUCAGAUACUUGUGAAUUAACAUCUGAUGAUAUUGAAAAAGCUAUCUAUUCACUCAAUGAUUAUAAUACCAAUAUUGUAAUAUAUAUCUUACCAAUUAAUAAAAUGAUACAUUUAUUAACCACAAAUUAUCAUCCAACAAAUCCAUAUCCCACUAAUCCAUAUGCUAAUGAUCAAUCAUCGGAUCAACAUACUACAGAUCAGUAUAAUACAGAUCCACACUCAUCAGAUCAUUAUAUGACAAAUUGUGAUAAUACAAAUGAUAUGGAAUAUUAUAAAUGUGAAUAUUAUAGUUUGAAUAUAAGAUAUGGUAGAAAUGGAAGUAGAUUAAAUCAUACACAUGAUAAGCAGUAUAAUUAUGUAUUACAAACAUUAACAUUAUGGAAAGAGAUUUGUACACAAUUAUAUAACCUUUGGUAUUGUGCAGAAGGUGAUUUAUUAAGUGAUACUAAUAGAUAUCAAUUAAAGAAUACAGGACAAGGUCUUAACCGUAUCCAAGAAUGUCAUAAUGUAUAUAAUAUUAUGCGGAAAAUACUUAAGAAAGUACAAUCGAAAUUACAUUAUAAUUGGAUUGGAUCAUCAACAAUACAUUUAGGUGAUCAUAAUGUUCCAAAUUCACUCUUAUUCAUUGAUAAAUAUCUACAAAUACCAAGGAUAUUAAUACCAAUAUUGACUUGUAUAGAGAAUUUACCAAAAUUAUAUACAAGUAAUGAAAAUGUACGAAAAUAUAUUAAUAAUGAGUUUGGGUCAAUAACGAAUUUGAAGAUGGCGAUUUUAACUGACUUCUUUAGGCAUGGAUUUGAUGGUUCAGGAGCUGAUAACUUCAAUGAUGCAGGGAGCUGUAUUGAUGGAAGACUAACAUCGGCAUGGAACUGGUGUAACCAAAUUGAAAAGAAAAAUUACUACAACUUCUUCCUACUCACGGGAUUCAAUGGAUUCGAUGGACGCUUUAAUGAAUAA